Molecule: messenger RNA, 1818 nt
Organism: Parastagonospora nodorum SN15
Lineage: Eukaryota; Fungi; Ascomycota; Dothideomycetes; Pleosporales; Phaeosphaeriaceae
Exons: 3
Coding region: 1-1818 (605 amino acids)
Molecular function (GO): protein binding
Source: RefSeq, a predicted model, not a curated record
AUGCCAGAUAACGCGGCUCCUCUCCGCGCGCCCGGGGCGGCGUCCAGAUCCGGAGCGCCCCUACUCGGCCCAGGUCCCAUAACUGCACCCAUCCAUUCGUGGUUCACCUCUCCGGCACGGACGCAUCCAAAUGCUGCGCAGGCGAAAGAGCUGCCGUUGCAUCUCAUACAGCUGAUUCUCACAUACCUCGACAAUGUCGCAGACCUCGCGCGCAUUACGCGCACCUCACGUCUCUUCUACUACAUGACCCUUCCCCGCUUGUACGAACAUGUCACGCUGCAUUCGUACGCAGAAAUACGCUACAACAGCGAAAAUGGCCGGCCAGAAGGGUACGGCAACGGCAGUCCAUUUGCCAUGGGACUGAACACUUUGGUGUCGCGGUCCUUCACCGACUACGUGCAGUCCUUUAGGGUCGUCGGGGAGUGGCGCGAGCAUGACGAGGACGACUACAAGCAGGGCCGCGUGCCCGACAACAGCAUGGUCCUGCAGAUUGCCGUGCGCGCCGCCGUCGACAAGAUGAAGAACCUGCAGGCUUUCGCCUGGGAACUGAAUACCAAACCUCUCAACACCAUCUACCAGGGUCUCGUAAGCCGCUCCUCGACCCUGACGUCCUUCACCCUCCGCAGCCAGACGAAGCGAAUUCCGCGGCCUACGACAAUCAUAUCUCCCAUGCCAAAUCUCAAGACGCUGGUCGUCUACGACAUUGACCCGCUCUGCUAUCCUGACGAUAUAUCCCUGCUUCUCUUCAGCGCCAAGAAGCUAGAAAACUUGAAGCUGCAUUGGAGCCCACGCAUGCGAGAAGCAAGCGAAGAGUCGGUGAAUCUCAUGGGUAUAUUUGGCCGAUGCAUCGCUGCCAAAAGCAAUUUGCCUAUCAAGCGAUUGUCCAUAUGGAAUCUCUACGCUCGCUUCAUGGGAGAUGGCUUGGACCGCGUCAUAGACGAAUCUAACCAGCAGGAGAUCACCGUCUUCAAUUCCAUGGGCAGUUCAGAUCCCAUGACUGUGUUUCUCGACGACGCGUGGAGAACCACCAACGUCAAGCGCGUUCCAGAAAAUCUGAAGUGCUUCCGUAGCGAUCACGUCGACAAAGAGCAAGCCGUGAUAUUCGGAAACUUCAAGGGUCUAGAACGUCUGUACAUUGUCAGUCGGCGCAGCAAAGAUAACUCCAAAACAAACAGUUCAGUCGCGACGCCAACGACGCCAUCGACGGCCACACCCGGGAUGACGAAUGGAAAUACCAAUGCCUUUGCACCCACAAUCACAGACAACCAGUGCCGCAGCAUAGGUGGCGAAUAUCUCGCCGUCAUACAAUCAAACCAUCGCACUAUGCGUCAUCUGCUUCUCUCAGACCGCUGGGUAGUUUCUGACAGUGCUCUCUACAAGCUCUGCCAGUCAUGCCCGGACCUUGAACAACUAGGCUUUCGCUGCAGUGUCCCGCCAUUGGAAUCUCUCCGACAGAUCAUGACCUUGGUACCAAAACUCUGGGCGCUUCGUAUGCUUGUCCGCCCUGGCACUGAAUUUGCUGAUAUGGUGGCGUCAUUGGACCCGGAAAUGCAUGCAUUUGUCAUGGCAACAGAAUUCUGGCGACCUGAGUAUCGAAAUCUGAAAUAUAUCGGGCUGGGAGACAAGCUGGUAUAUAAGCUCGGAGGUGUUGUAUUUCCUCCAAAGAACGCUGCAAAUGUUCCCGAAGGACGCGAAAACAGCAUCAACGCAAGGAGUGCGGGGCCCAUGAGGAGAAUGACAAUUGUAGGAAAAGAGGAGCUGGAUAAGAUCGAGAUCUGGGGAUUGGACACGGACGAAUUUGAUCCGAAGUAUCCUUGA